Molecule: messenger RNA, 10327 nt
Organism: Xyrichtys novacula (pearly razorfish)
Lineage: Eukaryota; Metazoa; Chordata; Actinopteri; Labriformes; Labridae
Source: the annotation of a GenBank genome assembly
AUGAUGGAUUACUCGAAGGCGCAAAUGGUGAGUGUCGACGACGAGCACUCGUGUUUGUUACAGUAACAAAGCGAAUCACUUAAUGAAGACAUGAGCAGGAACCGUUUAACUCCAACAAAACAGUUCCUCGAUUACUUACUGAACACGUUGGCUGCUUUUCGUCAAUGUUGGCCACGAAUUCGCUUUCAUUUGUAGGCCAGUUGAUAUAAGUUUAUUCCUCAUGAAUGAAACCGAGUAAAUAUGAAAGAUUGACUUUUCCUCGAUUUACUGGAACGAAGAAAAUGUAAUAACGAGAAACAUCUGUGUGUGUCUCAAAAACUGCGGUGAAUUCAUGUGAUUUCUGUUAAUAAUUGUCCUCAAACCGUCAAGCUAUGUUUCUCUUAAAUCAUUUCCGAGGCCCCCACUGUAUCUCUUUGAAGCACGUUUACCAUUAACUACUACUUCAAAAUCAAACUACAGUCAAUGUAAAACCAGCACCAGUGUUGAUAGACUUUUCUGAUUAUAGUAACCUAGAUUGACACUAUUUUUUCAUCUAAAACUGUUUAUUCCUGACUUGCAAUUUCCUUCAUUAACACUUUGUUUCUCCUUUUUCAGUCAAGCUUAUCCAAAGAAGGCAGUUCAGCUGGAGGUCCUCAGUUCACUGCUGCUGGGGUGAAGCUGGAGGCCAUGAUGGAGCAGCUGCAGAGACAACAAGAGGCCAAAGUGGGGAUGAACCUGCAGGAGAAUCAACAUCUCCAGGCCCAGUUUCUGUUUGCUCAACAUGCAGCAGCGGCGGCAGCAGCCAGGGCCUCCGGAUCCAGACUGGAACCAGCAUUACUCUACAAAACAGAUGGACAGAUUUUUCAAGCGGCUCAAAAAGCUUUCAACAGCCACUUCAGUCGAGCAAAUCCAGAUGAGGGAGAUGGAAAUUCAGACGAAGAGGAGCUGGAAAUGGAGCCUGAGGAGAAUGAUGAGUUGGAGGAAGACAUAGAGGAGGAUGAGGAAGAUGAGAAAGAGCCUCUUCAGCAGGCGAAGAAGCCCAGGCUCAAGCAGGAUGCAGGGUUCCCCUUUCCUAUGUAUUCAUCACCCCAGGCUUCAGCUGUGAAGAAGAUGUCUGAAUCACCACCUUUAGCAAUAAAACAGGAGCAUGAGGAGAAGGAGGUGCUGUCUCCUGCAGGCCAACAAGCCUUCACAUCACCCAACGGCUUCUCAGACUGGAGCUUUGAGGAAUCAUUCAAACAGGUACGUUAACUUGCAAGCAGUGCUGUUUUCUGUUUUUUUCCUCACAAAUUGGAGACAUUAAAUCUAAUCUGCCCCUUUUAAUAGUUAAUGAAGAAGUAGGAUCAUAAAUAAAAGUGGUAAACAUUUGGUAGAUCUUACUCCAGAGAGAGAUCGUUUAAACUGUUUAUACAGCGAUACAGAGCUGUUUGAAUGUUGAUUUAUUGUGGGAAUAUUAUAUUUUAAUUUUGGCUCAUGAGGGAGUUAACUUUUUAUCUUUUAGACAAGUCUGUGUUUGACAAAAGAGAAAAUUCAGAAGAGUAAAAUAAAAAAAAACACAGAGAGGAGAGGUUCAAUAGGUCAUUGUUUAUCGAAUUUCCCUUUGGGGACAUAUCAAGUACUUGUAUUGUUUGAUAAAUCAGCUUAUCCUCCAGGAUUAACAGCUGUAUUGUCACCACAUUUCAAUUUAUGACUUUUCAGGUCUGAAAGAGAAACCUGAAGUGCUUCUUGGCGUCUUAUAAAUUUCAGUUUUAGCCUUUCCAGAAAAUAGUAUAAAUGGUGGACCAGAAAACUAGGCUGUGGGAGAAAAAAUGAACAUCUGUAUCCCUUUUUCUGAGCUGCCAUGUGUUACUCUCUUUCAAGUAAUUGCUGACUUGUUCCUGCUGAGAGUCAGGCGCGCUGCUCCCUGGUUUGCCUCCUGUUUUCUCACACGUCAAGUAAAGAGUAUAAAGGAGCGUGUCCCUUUUGGCAAGAUGCCCAAUCUUGAUAGAGUUUAAUUACUGGCCAGGCCAGAGAUCUCUCCUCCUGCCAUACCUCACCUCAUGUCUGGCGCUUUAAGAAAACACAUUCUUACCACCACCAGCAGAGCUAAUUGGUCUUGGCCUGUGUCCAAUCCUAACGGUUCAAAGUAACCUGACAGACAUGGAGUUAAAAUGAGAGCAGAGGAUUAAUGGAACGGCCACAAGUGUUUUUUUUUACGCUCCUGCUCUCCUGCUUUUACUGUAAGGUACUUUUGUGUGAGGCAGUCGGACUUUUCUCCUAUUGUAAGAGCCAGAUUUCCUCCAGCAGAUAUGUUUGACUCCUUCUUGGUAACAGAGGGUCCCCUCAUUUUUUUUCUCUUUCCUAUGACGCCCAAUCUGAUUGGCCCCUCUGUGUGUACAUUACCCUCAAAAAGGCCCCAUUCAGUACAAUACAUUAUGAUUAAUGGGGCCUAUAGGCAAAGGGACAGCUGGGUUUGCGCCUCACGGCAUACCAUCAAGCAAAUACCCAUAAACGGGACUAACUGUAGUUUCAGGGGGGCAGAAUUAGCUUUUUUGUCAGAUUCUUGAAAUGUUGACUCUAGUUUAUAGAUAUCUCUUAUUUAUUUUACCAUUACUGCCAGAGUCUUUAUAAAAGUUGUUUUCAAGUGGAGACUAAAGUUAGCGUUUCUCUUCAUAAGCAUAAGAUCCAUCAGAGUUAUUUGUCCAUUAACCUCUUCUCAAACCUUAACAGGCUCUAAAAAAAAUCACUGCUGACCUAGCUCAGACUCAGUGGAUAGCUUUGCAUUAUUUAGCGGUCGCUAUGCAACGCUAAAUGGCGGCUUAAUUCAGCUGCAGCCAAUCAAUACAUUAUAUGGCCACUGCAGUGAGAAAGCGUUUCCUGUUCUAAGACUAGCACAAAACAACACAGGGGAACAAUGGAGAACAUUUCUUCUGUUUUAGUCAAAACAUAGUGAUGAGUUCAUGGAAAGUUGGAGAAUAACUCGGCUGCAGUUGUAGCCUGUGUGUGACACUGUUAAAAGUGUGUUUUUUGUGGUUUAAAGCAGAACGAUGAACGACAUAUGGGGCAUUUACUGUGAUCUAAUACUCAGUUAAAUCAAUCGAAUAUUCUAGUAGGGGGUGUCUUUAGGGUUUGCUUAUUUGCUAGUAGGAGCAUAAAAAAACCCAGCAUGUUGGAGGAAAAUAUUGGUCUUUAUAAAAGCAGAAACAAUCAUUAACAUGCUUUUGAAAGUGGAAUCUUACGCGUGAUUAUUAAUGGCUGGUGUUAGUUGUUGUUGUUGUAGUAUUCUUAUGUUCCCCUCUAAACCCUUUUCUUUCCCUCAGCCGCAGCCUUUCAUUUGCAUUAUUUCACCAAACAUCUUAAAAAAUCUGGACACGCCAAAUAAUCCACGCUACUAUGAUCCCUUUGUGUACUUUGUUACUGUACCCCUUUAAAUGUGGCAUUGGUGGACAUAAAAAGCCCCCACGUUGUCCCCGGGCCCAGCUCAAAGCACAGCGUGGGGCCAGAUAAGUGAUCUUGACUUGUUCGGCUCAAUAAUUUGAUUUGGAUUAAAAAUUUUGCCCCCCCUGCAGUUACAUUGAAGUUUAGGAGGGAUAAGUUUUCACUGCUGCUCUGCUGGAGCGGCUGGAUUAAAUUAAUGAAGCUCAUUAUCCAAAGGAAACUCCUGCUUGGUGUUAAUGUAAAUGUUUAGGGCUUUUUUAAGUGAGUGAGAUGUCUUUAAUCUCGGCUAGCUGGACACAUUUCUGCAGUGCAAGCCCUAAACAUUAACAUUAUCAUUUGUAAUUUAAAUAUUUCAAAUAAUCUCAAUGCCUAAUAAAAGAGAGCCUUUUUGAAGGAAACAAAAGAAACCUUUUCCUGACCUACAUAGUGAAUGCUAUCUGGAUUCCCACGGCUGCAUGUGUGAAAACUGUGAGCAAUUAACUGAAAGCUCUUUGUUAAUGGAUCCACAGUAGGUCUCACUUGCUCAUCAACAAGAGGGGGAGGGGUUUUAUUUCCAUUUGAUGGUGAAAAGACUUGGAUGUUUAUCUACCUCUGCAUCAAUAAGCUUCUGGUGGGGGAGUAAAGGUCCUUUAGGCUAAGGCCAUCUGAUGUGUCACGGCUCAGUCAUCACAGGGGCAGAGUCUGGGGUAGAAAGUGGAUCUUAUACAGCAACAUUUUCCUCCUUUAACCAGAGAAAAAACAGAGGAGUAGGUUAUUAUAUCACCUGAGAGCAGCCUGUUUUCACAGGGGUCCAUUUAGUAGUGAUUACUUACCAGGGGGACUUUUAACACAAAAGGGUUAUAUUACAGGGUGAAGGAAGACUCGGAGGUGGAUAAAGUUAUGAUGAAAAAUAAAAACAGUUCUAUAAUCAAUAAGUAUAGCAAGGUUAACAAGUGGCUACAGGAAUACUGGAUACAUUUUUGGUGAAGUUAGCUAAAGAUAUUGAGUAAGAUGGCUCAAAGUAAGCUAAAAGUAUUCACGUAAAGUAAAAACUAAAGACCAAAACAUGUAAAUGUUGAAUUAACAAAUUAAGUUUUAAAAUAGAAAAUGCAUUUUUCAAUGGUCAAAUGUUUGAUGUAUUUGGCUUUAAGUACCAUGCAGUUGUAGCUAAUAAUUGGCUAAAUUUGUUGAUAAAAGAGGUGGUUUAAACAGUAACACUAAGGUUGGAGUAACAAACUCAGUUAAAAAAAACAGCAAAUGUUUCUGUAGCCAGUCAGAGUAAUAAAAUAGAGUCACAUUAGUCAGAUUAUGGCAAAAAUAGCAGAAGUGGCAAAGUUUGAAUAGCUUGAAUUAAUAGAAAAUUGGUUGAGAUUGUAAAGUUUAAAUAACAAAUCAGUGGUAACUAUGGUGACAUAGUUGGAUUUGAACUAUGACCAGAUUAAUCUGAAUAUUAUUAAUAAGAUUUCCCCCAAAAACAUCAAAUUUUCUGCAUUAUGAAAGCUGAAGAAAUCCAGUUUUUGAUCAUUUAGGCGUUAACCACGGCGUCUCAGGGAGGUACUAUCACGCAGCUUUGUGUACGUGUCAGCAGAUUGAAUUUUGUUGUCAUUGUAAACAUGAGGAGGGCUACUGUAGGAGUGGAAGCCAGCAGAUUAUUAGUUCCCAUGUAUUUUAAAAGCUCAGAGUGACAUUUUGUUUGUUGUUGGACCGAGUACAGAAACAUCUGCCAUGCCAUCAGUCAGCAUGAUAGCGUACCUCAAGUGCAGACUGAGUCAGUGAAAUGCAGACAUCAAACAAAACUGUUAUGAAGAGAGGUUAUUUAAGAUGAUGAAGGUGAUCUAUUUGAUAAACCACAAGAAUACUAAUUACAAACACAAAACAGCUUUUGUUGUCUUGAUAAGUAGGCUAGAGUUACCAUGUGGGCAACCGUCCCCCAUAAACCCAAAACAACAACAUGUUAAAAAAAAAACUGUGACUUCUCACAAUCAGCAACUCAGUGAACAAAAGUAAUAAAGUUUCCACUUAAACGCCAGGUUUGAUGUGAAGUUAGGAGGGGUAAUAGAUUUUGAAAAGUCAUCUCCGUAAUGUAAUCGUGCUGACAGAGAGUUCUUAAGACAAACAGCAUCCUGCGGCUCUUUGUCCGCGUUAGCGGGACAAUAACCCCUCAGCGGGUUUUUCCACACAGUUGCACACACGCUGCCCUUCUCUCACAUUUUUAACCUCUAACUGUCAUGUUCAGGGGGAGGCCGUGGAGGAAUAACAUGUCUUAUUAAACUACCUAAUGAGCAAUGGGGCCUUACAUAAAUCUCUCUUAAACUGUGGCGAGCUUUGAAUUGAUACUCCCUUUAGAAAAAUGUCCUUUAAUGUGUAGAGAACGCCGUAGCUGUACAGGCAAAUGGAUGCUAACAGGGAGCAACCAUCUACAGGAGGGAGGGAAAGAGACAGGGGGCAAAUUCCAAAAGGAAAGGUAUCAAACGCAGAAAGAAGGGACAUAUCUGUUAUACCUUUUGAUACUGUUUUAACCAUGUAUUGCUAUUCAGUUUUCCCAACAGACUUUGAAUAAAAACCCUCAUUAAAUCUUAAAUAUAAAGCUGACAAAAUUGAGGACAAUCUGUUCACUGAUCUCUCUUUUUUCGCUGUUUUACAGAGAGGAAGUGCCAUCUGGGCCGAGGACAAUGAUGGAGGAAAAGUCAGAGGAGAACCAUCCAGGGACUUUGCCAAGGUCUGUAGAUUAAGAGGAGACAUUCAAACCAGACAGGGGUUUAGCUCAGUGGGAAGAAAUCAUGUUUCCUUCGUACAGAGGUUACAGUUUGACUUCCACCUCUUGUCAUCCCCUCAAAGGUUUACUGAACAGUUUGAAAUCUUGUUUUUAAUGUUUGUUUUACUGUCUAACUUGCAGCUGUAUGAACUGGACAAUGAUCCACAAAGGAAAGAGUUUCUUGAUGAGCUGUUUGUCUUCAUGCAAAAACGAGGUGAGAUUCAAAGUUUUUGGAUUUAAAAAUGUAGGAUUUAAAAAUGUGGUUUUCUUGUUUUUUCAGCCUAGGUCUGGGUGACUUAUAUUUAAGCAUUAAAUGAUAAAUAUUUAGAUGAUUAUAUGGUAUCUCUUAUAUGUUUGUAGAAUAUCUGAAAUUGUACCGACUGGUACUUUUGUCAUGAAAUGCUACAAAUGAAUGCAUUAAUACUUUAGUAGUUUUUCAUGUUGUUCUACCUCUAAAGGAUACUUUAAAAUGUUAUGUAUGAACUGUUUUCUGUAUUAUCUCAUAAGUUGGCUAAACUAUGUAAACUAUAUUCACUGUUUGCAUAUUCUGUAUUUGUUUAAAGAAAGGAUCCUAAAGCAGCUCAUUAAAUCGUGGAAUAAAACUCGUAAUUUGUACAGUAAAAUAGUGUUUCAAAUAAGAAGUGUGUAUGUGCUGAAAGAGCUUCCUUUUAAAAUUGAAGAUAAGGUCUUUAAAUUUGUAAAUCUAAAGUCUUUUAUUCAAUCUUGCACACUUUUAGACUUUAAAUAUAAACAACACCUUUUCCCAGUUCCAGUUAUCCACUAAAAUGUACUUAGCCUUAUAGUAAACAUCAGUAAUCUUUACUCCUGUGUGAAGUGAUCAAAGCCAUGCGAAAUGUCAGUGUGUGAGUGUCUGUGUGCGUGUCGGUGUUGUGUGUUAAUCUUAAUCACAAAGUAAUCUUAUUGCUCCAACUGCCUUUUUACCCUCCUUCAUUAAUUGCCUUUACUCCAAAUAGGGAUUGAGAGGGUGAGCUGUCAAUCCCUUGAUUGGCAGGCACUGCUGGCUCUAAAACCACCCCUCCCCCUUACAGUCAAAUCAAUGCGGCACUGGAGUUGAUGACUUAGCCCCACCCCCAUCCAUCUGAAAUAAGCUUUAUUAGAGGUCCACAUGGGUAACAGGUCUUCGCAUGUCUAAUCUAACACUAAACCAAACUCACGCCCUUUGGUGGGUCAGUCAGACUAUCUCUCCCACAGUUUUUGAACCUCCUCUUUCUGAUCCCAGAAGAGUUUUCCUGGAGCACAAUUCAGAGUAAUUAAAUGAAUCUCUUACAUUUUUGCUUCACAUUUGUUUAGGAACUCCUGUAAACCGCAUUCCCAUCAUGGCCAAGCAGGUGCUGGACUUAUACCGGCUCUACAAGCUUGUGACAGAGAAGGGGGGCCUGGUGGAGGUGAUCAACAAGAAGAUCUGGAGGGAGAUCACUAAAGGUCUCAACCUCCCAACAUCCAUCACUAGUGCAGCCUUCACACUCCGCACCCAGUACGUGUCCCUCUUUGGUUUCUUUAAGUUUUUAUUUGUGUGUGUUUUCAGCCCUCACUGAAGCAUUUGAAGCAGCUUACCGAUAUGAUUAUGAAUGUUUUAGGUCCAAAAUAUUAAAGGUGAAAAGGUCUCUCUUUGUUUGAAAUUGGUUAUAGAAAGUAUAAAAAACAUCAAAUGCCUGAAAUGCUCAGUUAUUAAAGCUCCUUUGAGAGUUUUUUGAUGGUUAUGCAACAAACUGAAAUUUUUAGCAAUUACUGUUAAUCAUCUGCAUGUCCCCUGAAAUCACAAUGUCUGACUCGUGUGAAUCUUUCCUCGGCAGGUACAUGAAGUAUCUGUACUCAUUUGAGUGUGAGAAGAAGGGACUGAGUUCUCCAGGUGAGCUGCAGGCUGCCAUCGACAGCAACCGCAGAGAAGGCCGACGUCCUAGCUAUACGAGCAGCCUGUACCGCUACACCCCCUCCCCAAGCGCUGCCCCACACCCCCUCCUCUCCUCACCCUCCAUGCAGGCCACCCCGACUGGACACAAUGGCCUGACAGCGGCAGCUAGUCCAAAUCUGAAGAGAAACACAGGUACGAUGACAGUUUGUUUGUUUGUUACCCUAAACAACCCACUGAGCAAUAGACGGCUAUUAGACAUCUAGGUUUGUUUAGACCUUAUUUCAACCAUCUAGAUUCUGUAAAUUUUUAGACAGAAUUUAGAUGUUGCACUUCAACACAUUUAACCCAACUAUUUAUUUCAAAAAGCAGAUUUAGUGCAGAUUUAGAUUUGGUCUAAACUUAGUCUAAAUUUAGACGUCUAAAAAACUUUCAUUUUUAGACCUGUGGUAGCCUGAUUUUAGACCAGCCGUCUAGGCUACAUUUAGACGUCUCAUUAGACCUCUUUUAGACCGAAAAAUGCUCAGUGGGAAAACACAUUUACUGACUGAAGGCUUAAAAUCCAAAUGAUUUUCAGGGGAUGUUAAACUUUUCAAAAUCUUUGACCACCUUUAUUUCUUGGUUAAGCUUCAACAAUUUUACUAUUUAACUUUUCUACCUCCUCAGUCGUUGUUAGUCAGGGAUAAGUUGAAACCCUACCUCUGUUUAGUGUGGCAGUUGAUAAAUCUGGAAAUAAAUGAACUUGUGACCUCUAGUGGUACAUUUUUUCCUUUUUCUUCUCACUUAGGCGACUGUAAAUAUAAAAGGCUUCCCUGCUGCAUCGUGUUUACUAGAGAUAGUUCCAGGAAAACUUGUCUUGGCUCCUUCUAUCGACUGUUUCUCUGCGGAUAUGAAAAACAUCCUUAAAAUGGUUUCGUGUUUCUCAUCCUUCUGCUCAGAUGAGACUUCAACUCCUGUCUUACCCAGCCGGCUGCCCAUGGCUCUGGCGUUGCAGCAGCAGCAGCAGCUGGCUCAAGCUGCUGCGCUGGAGCAUCUGAAAGAGAGGAGAGAGCGCAGAGCAGGAGGAACAGGCGGAGCAGCAGCAGGAGCUGCAGCUGAUGGUCCGGAGAAGAAAAUGUUGCAGCUGGCAGAGGAGCAGCAGCGCCUGAUGCAACAGGCUCUCCAACAAAACCUGCUGGCUUUGGCCUCUCAGUUCAACCCGAUGAACCUCAAACUCAACAAUGGACAGGGUGAGCUACCUCUACUGUUCACACAGUACUUUUCUUUUAAAUCAAAUGAUCUAAGUGAAGUCAGUUUAACGAGUUAUCUUCUUGUUUUCACACAGAAACCAAGCAGGAUUUGUCUCUGAGCAUCUCCACCAAUGGAGCGGCCAGCAUCAGUGUAUCAGUGGAGGUCAAUGGCACUAUUUACUCAGGUGAGUUCUUUGAUUAAAAGUUGGCAGGGGUUUGUCCUUUUUAAAAACGUUCCCCCAACACUUCUUAAUCUUACUCAUCAACAUACUAAGUGAUGUUUGUACUUCUAGAAACUUAACAGUGGAAACAACAGCUUUGGGUGUUAGAGGGAUUAUGGGCAGGACUGUUUCUUGGCUCGCAGCAGUGACAUGUUGUUGCAAACAAACAGGAAAUAGCAUGUCAAUUAAUGAGAUUAGAGGUGCUUGUAGGCGGAUUUGUCACUUUCGGAUUGAGCCAGUAGGUGUUUUAAAGUACAUCCGGUCUGAAGGCUGUAAAUUAGAAUUUUCCUCGAUUUGGUCCUCCCUUAUUUAUUUCUUUUUCUCACUCAUUUUAAUUGUAGUCAUUUACUCCUCUGUAUUUAAGUGCUUAAUGGCACUGAAUGGCGUGAAAUUCGAUUGAAUAUUCAAAUUUGCAGUGUUCUCUAAUAAGCAUACAUAAUUCAAUCAAUCAAUCAAACUUUAUUUUUAAAGCACUUUUUAUACAUAUAAUGUAGCAUAAAGUGAUGUCCAUUCAAGCAAGAUAUUAAAAACAAUGAAAUAAAAUAAAUACAAAUACAAAUACCAAACCCCACCCAUCCUCCCAACCCCCAUUCAACACAUACAGCAUUCCCACGCUCACACACACAGAUGCAUACGCAAAAGACCAGGUGAGGACUCUUCAACUUGCCACAGAUGACUGUGGAAAUGCUAUCUUAACUUAAAGUUUAUUAUUUGAUAACUUCUUUUUUGCAUUGCAGGAAAGCUGUUUGCUCAGAAGUCAUCUGCUCCUGUGGCGUCUCAGGCUGUAACAGUGGCAGGAACCAGCGGUUUCAGUGCCCUCUCCUCCUCACACAGUCCCUCGUCUUCUUCAUCCACCUCUUCCAAGGGACCAAAUUAA